Physella acuta is the source of this 2639-nucleotide messenger RNA. Its product is annotated as mucin-3A. NCBI's taxonomy places the organism in Eukaryota, Metazoa, Mollusca, Gastropoda, Physidae. Gene Ontology annotation, molecular function: serine-type endopeptidase activity. The record is from RefSeq and is a predicted model, not a curated record. Gene Ontology annotation, biological process: proteolysis.
CCGUCUUAUAAACUGUCACCGUCAGCUUAAGGCAUCUGACACCCACAGAAAAACGCCUCAAGAAUGGCCCACGUCAGCUGUCUGACGCCAGUUUUUCUACUGCUGCUAGCGCCACUACUAGACUGCUACAUCUACCCGCUACCAAACCUGGUCGUCCCUUACCAGCCCGCUGGGAGCCUCGGUCUGAUCUACGAACUGGUCCGCACCCCUUAUGGCAACUACAUUCGUGUGGUCACCAACACUAGACCAACCCCGCCGCCAACCCCUCCCCCACCUCCUCCCCCUCCUCCCCCUGUAAUAGCCCCCUCUGUAUUUUUCUCCUGUGUCAACGACAUCCCCAUGAAGCUCUACAGCUCCUUCCUGUGCGGCUUGUACACCCAGCCCGUGUACUUUGGCAGACGUCAAGUCCAGAGUUCUCCCAUUGAGUUUCUGGAGCGUCUAGAUCGUCUGGACAAAUGGCUCAAUUCGCAGCUACAAGCAGCGGCGUUUUUUUCUUUUAGAAGUACGGACAGCGAAGAUUCGGCCACAAGAGAGAAAAGACUGACCUUCCUCGAAUUAUUGCAGUACCUCACAGGAAAUAAUCUAAUCCCAUAUUACCCCGUCUAUUCCACAACUUCUAAACCCAAGUCUCUAGACCCAGAACAGGCGUCUAAAAACAUCGCCGCCAUUUUAAAGUCGUUGAGGACUCAGCUCCUUGCAGGAUUCACAACCACACAGUUGGAUGAACUUCGUCUUAUAUUGACCUCUAGCCUCACUGUAGAUGACCUUGAACAUGUAGCUGCCGCUAUUUUUGGCAGCAAAACGUAUUUAGCUGAAGAUGCCUCAGCCACUGUGCAGCCCUUCUAUGCUGAGUCACCAGAUUCGUCGUCCCAAAAUCUGAAUGAAAAAGAUAAAAAACGACUCUUGGUCGAUGUGGUUCUCUCGGCAAACGGACGAGCCGCAUGCGCGGAGUGUGAGAUCAACUUCGAAACUUCAAACGAAAUGGCCACGGUGUUGUUCAGAAAUGUCCUCCCGAAACAUUUAUCCGGGGAGAAAAUGGAAGCCGCGAUCUCAGCCAUGAUGUUUGUAAGCUCAGCAAACCUGACGUCCAAUGAUACGACAGUCAUCUUCCAAAAUAUGGUCCACGACAUUAUGACGUCAGAUCCUAACCAAAGCUCCGGGACUGUACAAGCGACCAAGAGAAGGCGAUACCUUUACUACCAGCCCAAGUUUGACCAGGAAAUCCUGUGUUAUGUGCUGAACAACUACAUUCAAGGUUCCCGCUACUGUGGUGUCAGAACUUCCGCUAGUUUGGUUUAUUCAACUUUGCAGUGUGCUAAAUAUCCAUUGACUACAGCACCGCCACCUACUACAACAGCUAAGCUAACUACAACUACCACCAAACCAACAACCACCACAACUCAACCCACUACCACCACAAAACCGACAACCACAACUACCAGAGCAACAACAACGACCACCAAACCAACAACCACGACCACCAAACCAACAACAACAACCACAAAACCAACAACUACAACCACCAAACCGACAACCACAACUACCAAACCAACAACAACGACCACCAAACCGACAACCACAACUACCAAACCAACAACAACGACCACCAAACCAACAACUACAACUACCAAACCAACAACCACUACUACUCCGACAACUACAACCACACCCACUACAACGACUACAUCAACUACAACAACUACUACAACAACUACAACAACAACAACAGCGGCAGUUCCCCAGUGUGGACUCAGUGAUAUCGCCACCCGGACUGCAUUGGUCAGCUCUUCCAGUCUUCUGGUUACUCCCCGCAUUGUGGGCGGGACGAUAGUCGGAUCGUGCAACACGUAUCCGUGGAUGGUCAGACUUAAUGUUGAUAACGGAGACGUCUGCGGUGGUCUCAUAAUAGAUGCAACCCACAUCCUCACUGCAGCUCAUUGUGCUUAUCAGAAGACCAGCAUCCAGGCCACAGUUGGAGAGUACGAUUCGUCUGUCGUGGAGGGAACAGAACAAGUCUUUGUUGUCAACAUGGCGACUGGCGUCUCCGUCCAUCCAGCCUUUGACUACAUUGCUAAAACCAAUGAUAUUGCCGUUCUGACUUUGGACACGCCUAUAGACCUAACUAGAAUGUGCGCCAAACCCAUUUGUAUGGACCCGACGUAUCAAGUUGUAUCGGGACAGAAAUGUCAAAUAGCUGGUUGGGGUGUUACAAAUGAGAAUUCCUUCACGCCAUCCACAACACUGCAGACAGCAUCAAUAACAACCUACCAAGGUGAAGAUUGCUACGCCCAAUUUCCUUUAGCUGGCCAGUACUACGUCAGUGACCCCACUAGGCAGCUUUGUGCUGGUGAAACCACAGGAGGAGUUGAUGCUUGUUCGGGAGAUUCAGGAGGACCCCUCUUCUGUCUGAACUCUGCGACCAACACUUGGGUGGCUGCUGGGGUCGUCUCCUACGGUGAGGGGUGCGCUAGGGCCAACUACCCCGGCGUGUAUGCUGACGUCAACGCCUACUACGACUGGAUCCAACAGCAACUGUAGAGGCAGACAAGAGGCAGACAAGAGGCAGACAAGAGGCAGACAACUCUGGAGUUUACUGCCAACUUAUGAUGACAUAAGAGACUAGCGAAUAGAGUUUUAAA